This is a messenger RNA of Diachasma alloeum, 551 nucleotides long. It is a transcript of the gene Apf, whose product is annotated as bis(5'-nucleosyl)-tetraphosphatase [asymmetrical]. The coding region runs from base 20 to 481 and encodes 153 amino acids. Gene Ontology annotation, biological process: ATP biosynthetic process; AMP biosynthetic process. Gene Ontology annotation, molecular function: bis(5'-nucleosyl)-tetraphosphatase (asymmetrical) activity. The record is from RefSeq and is a predicted model, not a curated record. Lineage: Eukaryota; Metazoa; Arthropoda; Insecta; Hymenoptera; Braconidae. The transcript is spliced from 2 exons.
CGCAACCAAAGCGCUCCGAAUGCCGGAGAUAACAGACCUAAACUUGAUUGUCAACAUGGCAACACGUGCGUGUGGCUUCGUGAUAUUCCGACGCUUUAAAGGACCAAUCGAGUAUUUAUUAAUGCAAACAUCGUAUGGGCAACAUCACUGGACUCCUCCAAAAGGACACGUUGACGAGGGUGAGAGUGACAUGGAGACUGCUUUACGAGAAACUGAGGAGGAAGCAGGCUUAAAGAGAGAGGAUUUAAGGAUUUUUGAAGAUGCAAAAGCAGAGUUGAGGUACAAUGUCAAAGGAAAACCCAAAGACGUUAUUUAUUGGUUAGCUGAGCUCAUUAAGGAGGAACGUGACGCUCGCUUAUCAAGUGAGCACCAAGACUUUGCGUGGCUUACGCUUGAUGAGGCCUGCAAGCUCUCCGGCUACGAGGACAUGCAGAAAAUACUACGUAAAUUCGAUAAAUACAUUGCUGAGAAUCUUCAGUAGGUUUUCAACUCGUUGAGAAAUCGAUUGAUUGGAUGUAUGAUUGUCAUAAAUGGGAAAUAUUGUAUAGCAA